AUGGCUCCCAUAACUCGUGCAAGCUACGCACUGUUGAUUGCCUGCCCCAAUGGCCUUGUGGGAACUGCACUUGACAUUGCGAGAAUGAAAAAAGCUCUUGAAGAGACUGGCCUGGGAUUCGAAUUCCACGAAUGCCAUGAGGGUGAUGUCGCUACCCGAGAGAGGAUUCUAGCAGAGUUUGAAUCCGUUAUUGAAUGGGCCAAAGGCAAACAUCAAGCCAACAUCGAGCCCAUAGUUGUUCUAUACUAUUCCGGUCAUGGCAGCAUGGUUGAAUCUGACCGAACUCUCGGCCUUGACGGACGAAGGUAUCAAUUCAUUGUCCCUUCGGGAUAUAAUGAUGAUGAGGAGAAUUUCAACGGCAUCCUCGACCAUGAAAUCGCAUAUUUUCUCAAGAAGCUCACUGCUGAAACGAAGAAUGUCACCUUCAUCAUGGAUUGUUGUCAUUCCGGACGUAUGGCUCGCAAGCCAGAUGUCCCAGGACUCAAGGUCCGAAUGACCCCUGCCGUGCAGCAUAAGAAACUAGCGGACCACAUGAGAGAUCUCAUCAAGAAAGGCACAGUCGAGGAAGAUGUGCCCCUUAAAGGCAAUCAGGAUGUGGUACGCAUAGUGGCGGCCUAUCCAACUGAAGUGGCCUUUGAGGUAAAAGAUAUCUAUGGCAAUGUUGGUGGAGUCAUGACUAGGCUUCUUACACAGACGCUUCAUGAAGCCAAGGGCCGUGGGCUAUCAUGGCGGACCGUUAUGUCCAGAGUCAGAGAGCUAACAGCCUCCGAAAUUAUCAUUCAGCAUCCUGCUGCGGAGGGCCCAAGUACACGCAUCCUUUUCUCGAAAGAUGAGAGCGACUCCAAGUCACACGUUAUCAAAAUAAUUGGCGGUCAGCCUGUUAUUGAAGCUGGACGAGUUGCCGGAGCGAGAGAAUGUAAUGUGUAUGACAUUAUGCCAGCUGGGUUUGAGCAAGUAGACGAUGAGCACAGUCUUGGCGAAGUUGAAAUUGUUUCUGUCGCCGCAUUCCACAGCAUUGGCAAAUUUACCAAGAAGACGAACGGAGGGCAAAUCGACCCCGCCGGAGGAGCACUCGCUUUUCUGAAGCGUGAAGCCACCUAUCAGUGGGUGGCUGAAUACCCGGGCAAUAAUGAACAUCUCAAAGACCAUUUCCAACGCUCAAAGUUCCUUCGAUCUUCUCCAGUGGCUGAACAGAGUGCGAAUUCAUCUGGCACAAACGGGGAGUUUAGCUUUGUUGAAUGCGACACCAAGUUUUCAUUAGCCCAUCAACAGCUGACAGUGGCUAAUGAGAAGAUUGCUGCGACACAUCAUCAGCUUGUUUUGGCCUAUGCUAAAUUCCAGUCGGUUGAUUAUCAGCAAGCAUUCACGGCUUACAGCAACACUCUGGUCACGCACACGUUGAUGGUCGAUGACUACAAGCAAGCUCUCGAUGCCUAUCUCCAGGAGCUGGCUGAUCAUAAGCUAGCCCUAAGCAUCCUCCCGCAAAGUUCAACAGCAACUAGCCAAGAGAAAGUGCUGGUCAAGAUCAAAGAAGUUGAUGGGAGGCUUGUCGUUUACAACAACGACAUGGUUGAGUGCUUCUCAAUGUCCUUUAAAGACGAAACUCCGGAAAAAGUCUCAGCUCUAGCCUUUCAAAGAGCCGAGAUAAUUGCCAGAUCUCAACAUUUAUUGGCCCUUCCUAGCGGAAUAGGCAAAGAAGCGUUCAAUCAGGAGUUGAACGUUGAGUUCGGACUCGUCGAAGGAAGCACCCUCCACCCCCACGCCACUGAUGGCACUGCUACUAUAACAGAAGGCAACAGAGUUUACAUUCGAUUGAUCAACGAGAGUAGCGAGAAAGUAUUCGUCUCGGGCUUCUCAAUUGACGCUGCUGGCAAUGUCUCAUCUUUGAUGGCAGAAACAGACGGCAUAGAAAUCAAGAAGAAAGACCGAUACACUUUCGGAUAUCAAGAAGGGGAAAGCCAAGUGAGAGGUAUGCUCCUCGAUUGGGCAGACUCCGUACCUAAAUCGAGCUCCGUGGUUGAAACAUUUGUGCUGUUCGUAACGAGUGACCCAGUGGAUCUUGGUCAUUUUUUGACGGCAGGCAGUUCAGCAAGGGAUAUCGAAGAGUCUGACUCGGAAUUGGUGAGGCUUGUAGCCGCGUUCAGUACUGGACUUGGGCGUGGUGUUAGCCGAGAGAAACAGCGACGCAUCAUCAAGUACAGCGUUAUUCGAAUUCCAUACAAGUUCUGCUCUUCUACUUAUACUCAGUAG
This is a messenger RNA of Trichoderma aggressivum f. europaeum, 2250 nucleotides long. RefSeq lists its product as uncharacterized. The transcript has a single exon. Lineage: Eukaryota; Fungi; Ascomycota; Sordariomycetes; Hypocreales; Hypocreaceae. Gene Ontology annotation, biological process: proteolysis. Gene Ontology annotation, molecular function: cysteine-type endopeptidase activity. The record is from RefSeq and is a predicted model, not a curated record. The coding region runs from base 1 to 2250 and encodes 749 amino acids.